This is a messenger RNA of Jaculus jaculus (lesser Egyptian jerboa), 936 nucleotides long. It is a transcript of the gene Jtb, whose product is annotated as jumping translocation breakpoint. The transcript is spliced from 5 exons. Bases 210 to 656 code for a protein of 148 amino acids. Gene Ontology annotation, biological process: mitotic cytokinesis. Gene Ontology annotation, cellular component: centrosome; midbody; spindle. The record is from RefSeq and is a predicted model, not a curated record. NCBI's taxonomy places the organism in Eukaryota, Metazoa, Chordata, Mammalia, Rodentia, Dipodidae.
UGGAGGGCGGCCAAUAUGGCCGCCGCGGGGACGCAAUCCAGGGUGACCGGGUGCUAGGCCUCGGCGAGUGCACACGGGCUCUUGUGGCCGUGGCCACGGGGUCGUUGCGGUAGAACCUCUGUUUGCCCGGACAGAGGAACCUGGCCUGUCGCCGACGGAGGCCCGAGGAGCAGGUCCACCCGUUGCGCGGGCGCGACCGUGACCCCCCCAUGCGUGCGGGCGCCGGGCGGCGAGGCCUCCGUGGGGGCCGCCUGCUCCGCGGCUUGCUGCUGCUGGGCGCCGUGGGCGUCGGGCUCUGCCAAGCGGAGGCCUCCGUGCGCGAGGAGAAGCUGUCAGUGAGCACCUCGGCUGUGCCGUGCUGGUCGGUGGAAGAGUUUGUGGUGACAGAAGAGUGUACUCCGUGUUCUAAUUUCCAGAUCAAAACCACCUCUGAAUGUCGUUUGACAGGGUAUGUGGAGAAAAUCACGUGCAGCUCAUCUAAGAGGAAUGAGUUCAAAAGCUGCCGCUCUGCUCUGAUGGAACAGCACUUAUUCUGGAAGUUUGAAGGGGCCAUGGUGGGUGUGGCCUUGAUCUUCGCUUGCCUUGUCAUCGUUCGUCAGCGACAACUUGACAGAAAGGCUCUGGAAAAGGUCCGGAAGCAAAUUGAGUCCAUAUAGCUGCAUUCCACUCCAGUAUGCAGGGUUUGACAACCGUGUGUCUCAGAGCAAGUGCCGUGGACUGAUGCGCUCGCUCCCUUGCUGCUUUGGAGCCUUUCCCUGGCUCCCUGUCCCAGCUCAUUAGUGAGCAAACAAAAGGAGUAAAGCAGAGCUGGGGUGGAGGCACACUAACCCAGCGCUCAGGAGGCUGAGGCCGGAGGGUCUGUGGCAACUUCAAGGACGGACAACCACAUAGCAAGACCUUGUAUUCAAAAUAAAUAAAUAAAUACAAAUAAGUAAA